AUUCUUCUCUCUUUUUCUUUCGCAUACACUGAAAAGGUCUGAAGCAGUCUGAAGACUCCGAACUGUGUUUCGGGGACAUUGGUGGGUGGCGGUUGUAGGAGAAAGAAAGAGAAGAAAAUGGGGAAGAAAGAUAAGAAACUGAGGCACCAACCAAAACAUUCUCGAAGAGCAGCCUUUCACGAUGAAGAAGACGAUAGCAAUAGCCUCCCUUCUAAUCUCACUCUCUCAGACCAAGAAGAACAAGAAGAAGAAGAAGACGACAUUGAUAGUGAGGUUGAGGAAGAAGACGAAACUGAUGAAUACCCAUCAACCGAAACCCCCUCAAAGUUCCUUCUUUACCAACAAUCCGUUCAGUCACCCAAAGGAGACAUCAGUUAUUUGCAAAAGUUCUUUCUCAUGUACGUGGGCGGGAGGUUGCCUCUUCACUUCCAAGAAGAUUUUUGUGGUACUGCUCUUCUGAGUACAGAAUGGCUCCGCAGUGACUCAAGAAGGACUGCUGUAGGAUUGGAUUUUGACUUAGAGGCACUAACAUGGUGCAUGGAAAACAACAUAAACAAAAUUGGGGCUGAUGGGUACUCUAGAAUAUCUCUUUUCCAUGGAAAUGUCUUGAAUCCGAGUGGGGCCAAAUUAGUUGAGUUUGAGCCUCAGGAGCUAAUGAGGAACGUUUCAUUACAAGAGAAAAAAGAUGAAGUUGCUCUCGAAUCUACUGUUCCAGAGGGCUCUACCUCCUUGGCUGGUGGUGAUAAGUACAUGAGAAAUUUGACACUUCCUGAUAGGGACAUCGUCUGUGCGUUUAACUAUAGCUGUUGUUGUCUUCAUUCACGAGCUGAUCUGGUGCGGUAUUUCAAGCAUGCUCUUGCUGUGUUGUCUAAGAAAGGUGGGAUAUUCGUGAUGGAUUUGUACGGCGGUACUUCAUCAGAACAAAAGUUAAAACUUCAGAGGAGAUUUGCUAAUUUCACGUAUGUAUGGGAGCAAGCGGAAUUUGAUAUUCUCGAGCGGAAAACAAGGAUUAGUCUCCAUUUUCAUUUUAAGAAUCAGCAGAAGAAACUACGCCAUGCGUUCUCAUACAGCUGGAGGCUGUGGUCAUUGCCCGAGAUCAAAGACUGCUUAGAAGAGGCUGGAUUUCGAUCGGUCCAUUUUUGGCUUCGUCAGAUGCCAAACACAGGAGAGAACAGAAGCACGGUUGGAUUUGGCGCAGGACGAGACAUAAAAUAUGAGGAAAUGAAGCACUUUGAACAACAAGAUGCUUGGAAUGCAUAUAUUGUGGGUGUUGCGUAGCUUCAUUUUAUCUCAAAAUGCUCAGACAUGUGGUUUGCUCCUAUUAAGUCGGAGGUUCGAGUCCCAUCUUGUUAGUUACAUAGAAGUUGCAUUAGUUUUCUUCUGAUUCUCAAAUAUUGUAGAGUUAUAGGGAGAACUUAGUUUCAAAAUAUCUUAAUUGACUUUGGUUUUGCAACUAUUAGGACACUUGCAAAUUUUCCAAUAAUUUCCACAACUAUGAAAUGACUAAGUGCCAAGCUUCUACAUUUACAAUUUUA
Humulus lupulus (European hop) is the source of this 1535-nucleotide messenger RNA. RefSeq lists its product as uncharacterized. Bases 118 to 1278 code for a protein of 386 amino acids. NCBI's taxonomy places the organism in Eukaryota, Viridiplantae, Streptophyta, Magnoliopsida, Rosales, Cannabaceae. The transcript is spliced from 5 exons. The record is from RefSeq and is a predicted model, not a curated record.